Messenger RNA from Nymphaea colorata (pocket water lily), 1847 nucleotides. Its product is annotated as probable serine/threonine-protein phosphatase 2A regulatory subunit B'' subunit TON2. Gene Ontology annotation, biological process: microtubule cytoskeleton organization; regulation of dephosphorylation; cortical cytoskeleton organization. The transcript is spliced from 12 exons. NCBI's taxonomy places the organism in Eukaryota, Viridiplantae, Streptophyta, Magnoliopsida, Nymphaeales, Nymphaeaceae. Bases 255 to 1697 code for a protein of 480 amino acids. The record is from RefSeq and is a predicted model, not a curated record. Gene Ontology annotation, cellular component: centrosome; spindle. Gene Ontology annotation, molecular function: calcium ion binding.
CGGAUUUCAGCCUUCAACUGGACGUUUUUGCUCCUUCUCCUCCCCUCCGCCUCUCUUCGGCGCCAACGCUGAUGCUAUAAAAGGGUCCACAGAAAGCCACGUUACGGCCUUCACCUGCCGGUAACCAGAUCGAGCGAAACGCCAACAGAUCCCCCUGAGAAGAGGAGUAAGGGUCAGACAGCAAGCCCCGGUACGAGCAAGAGGAGAGUGAGGGGAGCACAGAGAGAGGCGCGAACCGAGGGGAGAAGGGAGGAAUGUACAGCGGUUCGAGCGAUGGCGAGGGCCAUGACUCCACUCAGAAGAAGAUACCCCCGGCUUCCUCGAUGCUCUGGGUCCGCAACCUCCGACGCUACGUGGGAUCUGGCGCAGGACUCGGCUCUGAAGCCCUAAUGGAACUCGAAACGAAGAGGAUAUUGCUUGAUUUAUUCAAGGAAAGGCAUCAGAAGAAUGCCGAAGCUGGUGCCAUCCCUAGCUUCUAUAAGAAGAAACCGGAGGAAGGGUCUAUUAGUCAUAGGGUUCAGAGACUAGCCAAAUAUAGGUUUCUCAAGAAACAAUCAGAUCUCUUGUUAAAUGCUGAUGAUUUGGAUGCCAUGUGGGUCUGCUUGAGAGAGAAUUGCGUGAUCGAUGACACUACCGGUGCAGAAAAGAUGAAUUAUGAAGACUUUUGCCACAUAGCUUCUGUUUGUGCGGAGCAGAUUGGACCAAAAUGUCGCCGUUUUUUCAGUCCAUCAAAUUUUAUGAAAUUUGAAAAAGAUGAGUGUGGAAGAAUAGCAAUAUUGCCAUUUUAUCUCUAUGUGAUGCGGACGGUUUCACUCACUCAAGCAAGAAUUGAUAUGAGUGAGCUAGAUGAAGAUGGUGAUGGGUUUCUGCUACCUCAUGAAAUGGAGGCUUAUAUCAGAGGCCUUAUCCCUAAUCUUGCUCAGCUCAGAGAUAUGCCAACCGCUUUUGUGCAAAUGUACUGCCGUAUAGCUGCACACAAGUUCUUUUUCUUCUGUGAUCCUCACAGGCGAGGGAAAGCCUGCAUCAAGAAGAUCCUUCUUAGUAAUUGCCUCCAAGAACUAAUGGAACUACACCAGGAAAGUGAGGAAGAAGUAACUGAUGCAGAGCAAGCAGAGAACUGGUUUUCUCUCGUUUCUGCCCAAAGAAUAUGUGAUAUGUUUCUUGCUUUGGAUAAAGAUAUGAAUGGAACCUUGAGCAAACAAGAGCUCCAAGAGUAUGCAGAUGGGACAUUGACCGAGAUAUUCAUUGAACGAGUGUUUGAUGAACAUGUCCGCCGUGGCAAAAUGGGUGGCGGGAAUGCCCGAGAGAUGGACUUUGAAAGCUUUUUGGACUUUGUGUUGGCUCUUGAAAACAAAGACACACCUGAAGGAUUGACAUACUUGUUUAGGUGCCUUGAUCUUCAUGGCCGAAGACACCUUACAACAGCAGAUAUUCACACUCUCUUUAGAGAUGUACACCGGAAAUGGAUCGAAGGCGGUAAUUAUGAGCUCUGCAUAGAGGAUGUGAGGGAUGAAAUAUGGGACAUGGUCAAACCCGGCGACCCCCUGAAGAUAACAUUGGCGGAUCUUCUCGCCUGUAAGCAAGGAGGCACGGUGGCCAGCAUGCUGAUAGAUGUUCGGGGCUUUUGGGCACAUGACAACAGAGAAAAUCUUCUACAAGAAGAGGAAGAGGCAGAAGAGGAGAGUCCUCCUUCGUGAAACAGUGAUCUGUCGAUGUGUAAAUAAAUUUGGGCUUGGAAUUUCGGACUCGGAUGCUCGCUUGCUGAGGUGACCACUACCUGCUGUAAUCUAAGAUGUGCUUUUUGUUAUUUUAACAGCUGAAGGUCGUCCUUACACCUGGACCUCUCA